UGUAAGGGUUCUUAGCACAAUCAAAACUAAAACUAAAGAUGUCUACAAUGGCUUCUCUUAUUGCCACUCUAAUGGUGGCAAUAGUGGCUCUAUCCUUGCCUUUUGUAACCAAUGCAGAUGACGAUAAACCUUAUAUUUACAAGUCUCCACCACCACCAGUAUACAAGUCUCCACCGCCUCCGGUCUACAAGUCACCACCUCCACCGAAGAAACCCUAUGUCUACAAAUCUCCACCACCACCCCCAAAGAAGCCUUAUGAAUACAAGUCUCCACCACCACCACCAAAGAAGCCUUAUGUCUACAAGUCUCCACCACCACCCCCGAAGAAGCCUUAUGAAUACAAGUCUCCACCACCACCACCAAAGAAGCCUUAUGUCUACAAGUCUCCACCACCACCCCCGAAGAAGCCUUAUGAAUACAAGUCUCCACCACCACCACCAAAGAAGCCUUAUGUCUACAAGUCUCCACCACCACCCCCGAAGAAGCCUUAUGAAUACAAGUCUCCACCACCACCACCAAAGAAGCCUUAUAUCUACAAGUCUCCACCACCACCGCCUCCAGUAUAUAAGUCUCCACCACCUCCCGAGUACAAGUCACCACCUCCACCGAAGAAACCCUAUGUCUACAAGUCUCCACCACCACCCCCAAAAAAGCCUUAUGUGUACAAGUCUCCACCACCACCACCUACCCCGAAGAAACCCUAUGUGUACAAGUCCCCACCACCACCACCUCCGGUUUACAAGUACAAGUCCCCACCACCUCCAGUUUACAAGUACAAGUCUCCUCCACCUCCUCACCACGACUAAGAAAGGCCAAUCCAUUCUUGCAGGAAGGAGAAGAUUUCCAGAAUAAAGAAGAAAUGGAUAUGCUGAAAAUGAUUUUUGAGGAAGAAUGAAAGCGAUGGAAGAAGAAUAGAAUAAGCUAUAUAUACUGCAGAAGAAGUUGUCAUAAUUUUCUUCAGUUUGUUUAUUUUAUUAAGAUUAGCGUCCCUAUGUUUUACGUAGCAAGCCAUGCAUGGUUGUAUGCAGAGUGUUUCAUGAUUUAUAUAAUAAAUAAGUGAAUGUUCAUGUUCUUGUUUAAUGGAA
Messenger RNA from Olea europaea var. sylvestris, 1085 nucleotides. RefSeq names its product extensin-2-like. The record is from RefSeq and is a predicted model, not a curated record. The transcript has 2 exons. Gene Ontology annotation, biological process: plant-type cell wall organization. Lineage: Eukaryota; Viridiplantae; Streptophyta; Magnoliopsida; Lamiales; Oleaceae. Gene Ontology annotation, molecular function: structural constituent of cell wall. The coding region runs from base 39 to 806 and encodes 255 amino acids.